Messenger RNA from Coffea arabica (coffee), 1983 nucleotides. The record is from RefSeq and is a predicted model, not a curated record. Lineage: Eukaryota; Viridiplantae; Streptophyta; Magnoliopsida; Gentianales; Rubiaceae.
CUCAACUGACUUUGCAGUAGUGCGAUACUACUGCUGCUGCCUCUGCUUAAUCUUCCGGCGGACUAUUAUUGGCUAUUUACAAAAUAAGAUCAAGAAAUGGAGAGCCUUUCAUCCGGGGCUGUGAUUCCACCUGAGGCCUUCCAGGGUGGCCCGGGUGAUGUUAUCGGCCUUCUUGGACGUCUAUGGCAGCAGGCGAAAGCAGCAUUGUUGGUGCCAUUUUUGAAAAUGAUGGUCUUUUUGUGCCUGACAAUGUCGAUACUGUUAUUCGUGGAAAGAGUUUAUAUGGGAAUCGUCGUAGUUUUGAUAAAGAUAUUCAGGUGGAAACCUGAGAAGAAGCACAAAUGGGAGCCAAUGAAGGAAGAUUUGGAGAUGGGAAAUUUAGGUUACCCCAUGGUUUUAGUGCAAAUUCCAAUGUGCAAUGAAAAAGAGGUGUAUCAGCUGUCAAUUGGUGCUGCUUGCGGCUUAUCAUGGCCGACUGAUCGAAUCAUAAUUCAAGUUCUUGAUGAUUCAACGGAUCCUGCUAUCAAGGCCUUAAAGGAGCAGGAGUGCAAGAGAUGGGCAAGCAAAGGCAUAAACAUAAAGUAUGAGAUUAGAGAGAACCGCAACGGCUAUAAAGCUGGUGCUCUUAGGGAAGGAAUGAAGCAUAGCUAUGUGAAGCUAUGUGACUAUGUCGCCAUCUUUGAUGCUGAUUUUCAACCUGAGCAUAAUUUCUUGCGUCGUACCGUUCCUUUUCUCGUGCAUAAUCCUGAGUUAGCUCUGGUUCAAACCCGCUGGAAAUUCGUGAAUUCUGAUGAAUGCUUGAUGACAAGAAUGCAAGAGAUGUCUCUUAAUUACCAUUUCAUUGUGGAGCAAGAAGUUGGAUCCCGCACUUACGCUUUUUUUGGUUUUAAUGGUAGGACCUUUUCUCGACUUCUAGCUCUAACAUUAAUGUGUCAAACUAUUUUACAAUCUCGAACAUUUGAUCGUCAUGUAGGAACCGCUGGCGUAUGGCGAAUUUCAGCACUUAAUGAAGCUGGAGGGUGGAAGGACAGAACAACUGUGGAGGAUAUGGACCUGGCUAUCCGAGCCGGUCUCAAAGGCUGGAAAUUUGUGUAUGUUGGUGAAGUCGAGGUGAAGAAUGAAUUGCCAAGUACUUUCAAAGCAUACCGGCACCAGCAACAUCGAUGGUCCUGCGGUCCUGCUAAUCUGUUCAGGAAAAUGGCUAUGGAAAUAGUUAGAUGCAAGAAAGUCUCUCCAUGGAAGAAGUUUUAUCUAAUAUACAGUUUCUUCCUUGUUCGGAAGAUAGUAGCACAUAUGGUCACGUUCAUCUUCUACUGCGUUGUCCUGCCUGCAACUAUUGUGAUUCCCGAAGUACAAGUUCCGGUUUGGGGAGCUGUUUAUAUUCCGUCUGUAAUUACCCUUCUGAAUGCAGUUGGGACACCAAGAUCAUUCCACCUAGUAAUUUUCUGGAUCCUCUUUGAAAACGUAAUGUCUCUGCACCGAACCAAGGCCACAUUCAUAGGUCUACUUGAGGCAGGGAGAGUUAACGAGUGGAUUGUCACGGAAAAAUUGGGACAUGUCCUACAGACGAAGUUGGGCUCUAAGGUUCCCAAGAAACCUCGUUUCAGGAUGGGAGACAGAUUACAUCUUUUGGAGCUCUUUGUUGGGUUUUACCUAUUCUUUUGUGGGUGUUAUGAUGUGGCUUUUGGAAAGAGCCACUUCUUUAUAUACCUUUUCCUUCAAUCAACGGCAUUUUUCACAGCAGGAUUCGGGUACGUUGGCACCUUUGUCCCUAGUUCUUACUAAAAAAACUCUUGCAGCCUGGAAAGAAUCUUUUGGAUUGUCCAAAGGACACAUCUGUACCAUUUUAUUUUGCAGCCUCUGAAGUCAAAUAAUAGAGUGGCUGCUUAGUUCUUUUUUGGUUGUCAACGAGCAUUUCCAGAGAAUACUUUAUCCGCACUUUCCCAUGCAACUUGCUAAUAGACCUGGAUUAUAAAAUCACAA